AAAAAAAUUACGAUAUAUAUAUAUAGACUUUAGAUUUAGACUCGAAGCGCCAGAGAAUUCUUAUAUUUUCGCCGGAGUGUUGGAAAAGCUACGUCCUGGCCUGGGUAUUAUUUGCUUCGAUUCCUUCCUUCAUUUUCCGAACUGUAACCUUCUCUGUAAGUUAACUAGGGUUUUCGCUGAUCAAUUAGAUUGAUCCUGCUGGCGCAACAGAAACUCAUGUCAAAGCACAUAUGGACAACUGUGGAAGAAUGAGGAAUAUGAAGUCAUAUUUUCAGAUGAUAUUCAGGUUGAUGAUGCAAUUUUUAGAUGUUGGAAUGGCACCUAGGUGUAUGAUCCUAGAAAUUUAUCGGAACUAAUUCAUCCUGUUGCCCUUGGCAACUCAACAAUUCUAAAUACCAUUACAGUUUCAUCAUUGUGGAUUAUAGUUGAGUAAUGGAUGAUGAAAGAGAGUUUGAAACGUUUCUUCAUAGUUGGAAUGCUAAGAAUCCUUCUGACAGGCUUUUCUUUGUCUCCUGCUUUAUCGCUGCUCUAGUUGGAAUUUUGACCAUAGCCUAUACAGCCUUUCAGUGGAGGAGAAACAUCAAUCUAAGUUGGAUGAAAGCCAUAGCUAGAUCUAAGAAAAACCCAAAGGCAAGGCACAAAGUACCUGUGGCUCCGCAUAAUUGGGUUCUAGAAUCUGCAUCUCGUGGAAAGAAUUUAAACUGCUGUGUGUGUUUGAAGUCCUUGUCCCUCUCUCAAACACUAGGUCCUAUGUUGGCUUCAGAAAGUUUUCUUCAUCAGUGCAGUAUUUGUGGGGCAGCAGCUCAUCUGAGCUGUUCUCCUAGUGCUCACAAGGACUGCAAAUGUGUCUCUAUGAUUGGAUAUGGGCAUGUCAUGCACCAGUGGGCUGUUCGUUGGACGGAUGUUGCAGAUCAACCUGAUGAAACUUCUUUUUGUAGCUAUUGUGAAGAGCUUUGUGGAGGGUCUUUCCUCGGUGGUUCUCCAAUAUGGUGUUGCUUGUGGUGUCAAAGAUUGGUGCAUGUUGAUUGUCAUAGUAGCAUGUCUAAUGAAACUGGUGAUAUAUGUGAUUUAGGCCCAUUUAGAAGAUUGAUAUUGUCCCCACUAUAUGUCAAGGAAUUGCACUGGAAUUUGCCAGGGGGUUUCUUGAGCUCAAUUACUCAUGGGGCAAAUGAGAUAGCAUCUUCGGUACGUGCAAGUAUCAGGAAUCAAAGCAAAAAGUACAAACAUGGAAUUGAACCCUCAAAUGAAACUGGGAUCGGUGAUGCUGCUUGUGAAACGUCCACAGAAAGCAUUGGUGAUGUUCAUCAAAAAGUCAAUGGUCAUUGUGAAAUGGAUGAAAACUGUAAUGGUCAUGUGAAUAAAGAGUUUCAACACCAAGAUGGUGAAGCAAUUCAAAUAAGUAAUAAGAUGGAUAAAAAACCCAGUUUGAGGCGCACUUCAUCAAACAGUCAGAAGGAUGAAUUCCACAUAUUGGGAGUGAAACAGCAAUACGAAUUGAUUGAUUUGCCAUCAGAUGCAAGACCAUUGUUAGUUUUCAUAAACAAGAAGAGUGGUGCACAGCGUGGUGAUUCACUUAGGACACGUCUGAAUAUACUUUUAAAUCCUGUUCAGGUUUUUGAAUUGAGCUCAUCACAGGGGCCAGAGGUGGGGCUAUAUCUAUUUAGAAAAGUUUCUCACUUUAGAGUUCUUGUAUGUGGGGGAGAUGGUACUGUUGGUUGGGUUCUAAAUGCAAUAGACAAGCAAAAUUUUGUUUCACCUCCCCCCGUUGCUAUUCUUCCUGCCGGUACAGGAAAUGAUCUUGCAAGAGUUCUCUCUUGGGGAGGUGGUUUGGGUUCUGUGGAGAGGCAGGGAGGCCUUUGCACAUUUUUGCAUCACAUAGAGCAAGCUGCGGUUACUAUUCUUGAUCGGUGGAAGGUGGCAAUUGUUAAUCCGCAAGGGAAGCAGCUCCAACCACCAAAAUUUAUGAACAACUACCUUGGAAUUGGUUGUGAUGCAAAAGUUGCCUUGGAAAUUCAUAACCUGCGAGAGGACAAUCCGGAGAAGUUUUAUAACCAGUUUAUGAACAAAGUGCUAUAUGCAAGAGAAGGUGCUAAAGGUAUUAUAGAUAGAACCUUUGCAGAUUUCCCUUGGGAGAUUAGAGUUGAGGUGGAUGGUGUUGAAGUUGAGGUUCCUGAGGAUGCUGAAGGGGUGCUGGUUGCAAAUAUUGGAAGUUACAUGGGAGGUGUAGAUUUGUGGCACAAUGAGGAUGAAAACUAUGAUAAUUUUGAUCCACAAUCUAUGCACGAUAAGGUACUUGAGGUUGUGGUCAUAUCUGGAACAUGGCACCUUGGCAAGCUGCAGGUUGGGCUUUCUCGGGCUCGAAGACUUGCACAAGGACAGUCAAUCAAGAUACAGUUGUGUGCUUCAUUUCCUGUUCAAAUUGAUGGGGAGCCUUGGUUUCAGCACCUCCCUUGUACAUUGUUCAUUACUCAUCAUGGCCAGGCCUUUAUGCUGAAGAGAGCGUCUGAAGAACCUCUAGGUCAUGCGGCUGCAAUAAUCACUGACGUGCUAGAAAAUGCAGAAACAAAUCAUGUAAUCAACGCUUCACAAAAACGAGCUCUUCUUCAAGAAAUGGCACUGAGGCUGACUUAGACACGUAUUUUCUGAGUGAUAAGAGAUUUUGUAGCUGCUGUUUUGAGUGUGUGUGUGUGUGUGUGUGUUUUGUAUACUCUCUUGUUCUUCCUUUUCGUUUUUUUAAACAUCGUAGUCUGAACUUCCUGCUGCUUCCGAAGCAGGCCAUUAUACGAAUAUUAUAUAUAACGAAGAGAAAGAAUGGAAAUCAGAUAGCUUGCUGGAACAAAUCAUGUAAUUCAGGCUUCACAAAAGCGAGCUCUUCUUCAAGAAAUGGCACUGAGGGUGCCCUAGAAUUUUUCACCGUUCCACCGAGUUACGAGAGAUUUCGUAGCAGCUCUUUUGAAAUAUAUAUAUAUAUAUAUAUGUAUAUAUAUUACAUGCCCUUUGUCUUCUUCCUUGUCGGUUUCGAAACAUCAUAGCCUGAACUCUGUUUCUCUGGAGCAGGCUUUUACGCGGACUGUGUAUUAAUGAAGAGAGAGAAUGAAAAUCAGAUAGUUUUUUGUU
This is a messenger RNA of Prosopis cineraria, 3117 nucleotides long. RefSeq names its product diacylglycerol kinase 1. Gene Ontology annotation, molecular function: ATP-dependent diacylglycerol kinase activity. The transcript has 8 exons. The coding region runs from base 433 to 2631 and encodes 732 amino acids. Lineage: Eukaryota; Viridiplantae; Streptophyta; Magnoliopsida; Fabales; Fabaceae. The record is from RefSeq and is a predicted model, not a curated record.